UACUAGAAGUAUUUGAGGCAAUUUGUUAAUCUGGACACAUAUAUUGUAAUAACAGUAUGCUCUAUCUUCAGUGGAUCAGCGUCUGAAGAAAAAUCUAAGACUAAAUUUUCAUAAUAAUCACAGGUGUUGUCAAUAGAACAGCUUUGACUUGUCCUAAAUUGCAUCAAAAUGUGCAAACGGACAAAAGAUGCAAGUAAAGGUUCAGGGUGCAAAAAGAUACAAUUAAGGGCCCAGGAUUUCGAAUCAUAAUCCGGUAUUUUUUGACACCCCGAUCAGUUAGUGGAGUGCUACCACUUUUUGAGCCCUAUGGUUUUGCUUGCGCAUAAAUCCUCCAUGCUGCACUUGAGAAUUUUGAUGCAAAGAAUAUUAUGUUCCACGUAGAUCUGAAGUAUAAAAUAACAGAAGUUGAAGGAUAUGUCGGAAUAAUUCACCUCCAACAUUUCGAAUUUAUGGCAACCACUCACGCAAAAAUUUUGUUCGUACAUUUCUUCUUGUUUGAUUAUUUGGUAACACUGAAUCAGAUAUCACGACGUCACAGCCUCUUGGUAUCAACAAGAUUCUGAGUUAGGGAUGAGAAAUCAUUAAAAGCCAUUUUUGACCACGUGGCAGAAAGUGGCACAAAUUCUUUCAAAGUAGAUUCUUGCCAACUAGGAUAUAAUAGCCAUUUUUGACCACCUGGCAGAAGAUGGUGGCAGAAAGUGGCACAAGCUCCUUCAAAGUCGAAAUUUUGUCAUCGCUGUUCUGAAUCGGCCAUUGAAAAAGAGGACAAGUAGAUGAUAACCGUGCUUCACAGCCGUGCUUACUUUGGCUGUAAUGUGAUAAUGGGAGGUCGGCAACUUCGAAAAUUCAGAAUUUUCCAAGGGUGACUGACUUUGCUUAUGGCCAAUUCUUUAAUGAAGUCAUGUUAGGUAAAACAUUCUCUUUUGUAUCAAUCUUAGCCACUAAUUUUUGUUUGAUAAAUGAUCAUUCAAUGAAAGAAGCGGCAAUAUCUUGUGAAAUCUAGGUUAGGGGCAAUUUGGAGUUUUUUUGCAUUCAGACCAUCAUCAAGUUUACAGUACAUAAGGGAUUUGCCGACAUUAGCUUGAGAUUUAUGUACUGGUCUGAAAGUUUUUUUCAUUCUAGCCCAGAGUAUGAUGCAAAAAGAAUUUGAUUGUGAUUGAUUCUGAAACGGCUACAAAAAUGUCGUUUUGUAGUAACUUUUUUAGACAAAAUUAUUGCCUGGAACAUAUGAAACUUCGACCUUGAAAAUGACGAUUUUCGGUCAGUUUGAAUUUUCCGCCUUUUUACUAUUUCGGGGAUUGCUUUGAUUGCUCCUUCGACUUUGCUCACCCGCACUUUCAACCAAUGACAAACCUUGUUUACAUUUGGUUCGCAUUUUGUACGUGAGGCCGCUGAAUCCUAAUUGAGACGUGCAUUGUUAUGAAAAGCAAGCCGAAAACUGCUUGAAACACGUUUUUUGUAAAUUCCAGUACAGGCAUUGAAAUGGCAAUGGAGAGUUACUUUGGCAAAAAUAUAACGUCUAGGGUCACUGAAAAGUAAAGCAUCAUUGGUGACACCGUUACCUCUAACUAGAGACCCUAGUCAGAGACGCGCGAGGUUUGACAAGUGGCUCCACUUCGAAAAAGUAAGAGAUCAGAAGAACUAAAAAGUAUCCACACAUAUUUCGAAUUGAUGCGCUGGAUAAGAAAGAGUACUGUCAAGACAAGCAUCAUUGACAUUUUUUUUCAAGGACACUGCGAAUUUUUUUUUCAAAGACAAGCUGAUUCAUGGAUAUGAUAUUUUAGAUUGUUAAAAAUAGGUUGUUACUUUCUAAAUACUUUCUGAACCCGUUAUUUUAUAAGAUUAGAUUGCAGACAUAUUUCAUUCCGUUCUUCAAAUCAACAUUAUGGCAUGCGAACUCUAUGCAAUUCUGUCAAGAAACAUGUCCUUUAUACUUUAGAAUCUAAUUCGUUGCAUAUGGCUGUACUUUCUAUUUUGAAGUGCUUUAGUCCAAAUUGAUCCUGUCAGCAUGCGAGAAAUCAGCGUGACAACUAUAUUUUAUUGAGAAAUACCAUACUGAUGCAAUUCUAAUGGCAAAAGACACUUUAAUACUGUAGAAUAUGUUGGUUGAACCCAAGGUGAAUCAAAUUUGUCAUAAAUCAUUCAAAUCUUUGCCUUCUUAUGCAAUACAAACAAGUUAGUUUUUUUGGAUAUGACUGACUCCCUGUUGGGAAGGUUUCCAACAAAGCCCAUGUUCGGUGACAAUUGGCAGCCAAUCAGAACGCUCGAAUUUGAUGACGUAUGCUCAACCUCGCGGGUCUCUGCAUCCAGGGUCCCUACCUCUAACGCUUUUAUUCAAGCCCUGACAAUUGCACACCAGCUUUACUAUAAAGAAACCUUUGAGUGGCAAAUUCAAAGGCAUUGUGCGACCAAUUAUUUCAUCCGUUUUGACUAACAAGGAAUUCACUCUCUUGGAUCGGUGUAAGAGCCGAGAUCAUUGUAAAAAAAAGUCUUUUCCAAUGCUCGGCCACUUUAGAAAAUACAAUAUGGGAAUUUCUUUUUCUAGCAAAUGAAAAGAAACAAUACAUCAAGGUAGUUUGCAGCCUUUUAACAUCAGGCAAAAAAGACAAAGAAGAAGGCAAAAGGCCAAGCACGACACAGGACAAAAAUCAGGAUCAGAACAAAGCAAAAAAUACGAUGCAAAUUACGGAACAAAGAGAGACGUCUAUCCAGGAACAAAUCAAGAGCCAGGAAAGUGAGCCCAUCCAGCGUCGAACUAGUAUUAUGAAGAAGGGAGAAGCGCUUCCCGAAAAAGACGACAACAAGGAAGGAACUCAAAAGGAAGACAUUGAGAAGGCAAUCGAGAAUCCGAGAAAAUCCAAGGAAGGUAUUGAAGAAGAAAAAGUCAAAUCUGAGGGAAAGAAUAAGAAAAAAACCGAGGGAAAUACCCAAUUCUUGGCCCAGUUCUUCAAAUACAGGGAAAUUUCAAGAAGAGCAAAAUAUCUGAGAGAGCAUCUUCUUCUGGCCAUUGACCUUGGAAUGAGUGAAGAAGCUCUAAUGUUUCUCCAAUUCUCAGAGGAAUUGUUCUUGCGUUGUAAAGAACAUUGGCAGCAAAUAAUCGUCAAUUCGCAUCAAGCAGAUCUAGUUGCUAGUCCCAACCAUCCGGAUCAUUCCAAAACGACUCCUCUGUUGGAGAGCAUUAAGAAAAAAAAUGACGAAGUAACCCAAAAGCUCAUUGAUCUCGAAAGGGAUCUAUUCAUGCAGGCUUCAGACUCGCCGACCAAUGAGGAAGUAAGAGCACAUCAUGCCUCAAACACUACUUACCCAGAUCAAUUGAAGCAUUGCCUUGGACCAGAAAAUCCGUCCGAUCAGAUUUUGAGGCAUUAUUUCCACUAUCUUGUCCAAAGCAAGCCCCUAGCCAAACGAAUGGCCGCAUUAAAUCAGUCUGAAAAGGUUACUAUUUUGGAGUUACAUCGCCAAUGGGCGGUUCAAGUCUUCAACCAUUCAGCCCUUCAUGAAGUCACCAAUGCCAUUGCUACUUUGACGAUCGAGGAAAAGAAGCGAAUCGUUUGCUCACAUGGAAAUUUACUGCAAUCGGCCGUGAGCACUCAAAAAAGGCUCGUCAUUGGAGAGCUCCUUCACCAAGAAUACCUCUGCCACAAAAAGGACGAGGAUGAGCAGGAGGGCAAAAAAGAGUGUAUACUUUGCAUACAGAAGCAAUUGACUCAUGACUACGACAUUAGUUACGCAAUUGACACCUUAGACUCAUUCUUUCCCAAAACGAAUGUUGCAAAAUGGUGCAACUUCAUCUUCUUCCACUUAGUUUUUGUUCUUCUUGGCGCCUCUCUAAUAUUGUUGGACAUCUACUUAGACAUGCAAUUGACUGAAGAUUUUUACAAUCGAACAUUAAUUGCCACGAACGAAACUGACCAAACCAAGUUCGAGCUAGCCUUUCAAAUCAGUUGGGGGAGUCAGCUUCUGCCCCUGAUCACUUCCAUCCCUAUUUGGAUUUGGAAAUUGACGGAACUCAAGCAAUUCAGCUCCCAGUGCACGCGCCGGGUUUCUUCGACGACCCAAAAGGAGGACAUAGAAAUGACCCCUUUACAACCAAAUAAAGAAACGCAAUUGAUGAAAGUCGACAGUACCGCAACCUCGAACAAAGAGCAAACGUUGACCUCGAAAUGGAAAACAACCAUAGAGAUACAAAUGGUUUUCCACUGUGGCGGGAACACGUCGGAAGAGAACAAGGAGAAAAAGAGUUGAUUUUUGGGGAGGCAUACUCUUUCUCUGGAAUAAUGCAAUGGAAUGAAAAUGAUCGGCACCCUGAAAAAACCGGUAGAACAGCUCUGAACAUCCCUCAAAAUUGGGCGAUACUAUGAAAGAAUUCAAUGAUUACUCAAUACACAUUCAAUUACUCCAAUUGCCAAGUAGGGAGUUUUACUUUGUUUUUCCCAAUUAGUGGAACAAUUUCAACCCCUCAGACAUCGGCCUAACCAGAAUAGAAUUGAGCCAAACAAUAAGAGAUUAGCUCAUACAGCCCUGCUCAAUUGUUCCUUGCAAAAUCAAUAAUUGCUUUGUAUGCCAUCAAAAAUCUUAAGAAAUGAUUUUCAUUCUUCUCUUUCAUUACGAUUAUCCGCUGCUCGAUCUCAUCAAAACACUCCAUGCACCAAAUGUAAUUCCUAAUUGUUAGUUUAACUCCCAUUCCUGAAGUUGUUUCGCAUUUUCUAGUAAACAGAACAAAUUAGCACUUAAAACAUAUGUUUUUCUCUCUUGUUGAUGUUUUUCUUUCUCUUUCUCUUUCUUGGUCCCUUCUUUUCUUAUAAAUUCGAACCGAUAUGAUUUCCUCCAAGUCUUUAGAUUUCAUUUUUGUAUUUCCUCCAACUCACGUUAAUGAGUUGUUGCAUUGCCUAGCUGUAACAUUAUUGACUGUGUUCACCAUAUCUUGCCCAGGUCCUGGUGAGAACAAGCUUUUGCUAACCCAGAACCUGAGGAAUUACAUACUCAUAAAAUUGUCGAUAUAUUAAGAUGUAAACUCAAAGAUUAGAUGCCAACAUCAUCCAAUCAUGAUCAAAAUGUUUCUGAAAUAAAUCUAUCUAUCUACCCACA
Tigriopus californicus is the source of this 5085-nucleotide messenger RNA. RefSeq lists its product as uncharacterized. The coding region runs from base 2677 to 4242 and encodes 521 amino acids. The transcript has 4 exons. Gene Ontology annotation, molecular function: protein binding. The record is from RefSeq and is a predicted model, not a curated record. Lineage: Eukaryota; Metazoa; Arthropoda; Copepoda; Harpacticoida; Harpacticidae.